UACACUCCUUUACCUCUGUCCUCCACCAGAAAACAGUCUGCCCUUGACUCUACCCAUGGCUUCAAAACGAAAGUGGGACCAGGCUGCUCCCAACGGCGACAACGACUCUCCUGCAAAGGCCGCAAAGACUGAUGAGACAAAGUCCGCGUCAGAGGCUGCUGCUGCCGCCGCCGCAAUCGCUGCCAAAAUUGCUGCUCAGUUCGCUGGUUCUUCCUCUGGUACAGGUACUGCAUUAGGACCGAGAGACCCUCACGAUGGAGACUUCACGCACGACAUUGACAUUAACGAUGUUCGCAAUCGUUACUUGUUGACAAAGGGGUCGACUCAAUCUCAGAUUCACGAAGAGACUGGUGCUUCCGUCAGUACGAAGGGUACAUGGUACCCCGAUCGCACCAAGGCGACAGAGAAGGAUCCACCGCUCUACUUGCACAUCUCAGCCACCACGAAUGAUGCAAUGCAAAAGGCGAUCGACAAAGUUAAUGAGCUAAUCAACUUGGAUAUGGGCUCUCUUGUGGAAGACAAGAAGGACCGUUUGCGGGAGAAGCGUAAAUGGCCUGAAGAGAAGAUCCCUGUUGGUAUCGACUCUAUCAGAAAUUUCAACGUCAGGGCGAAGGUUGUUGGUCCCCAGGGCAUGUUCGUGAAAUACAUCCAACAAGAAACCCAGACGCGUGUACAAAUCAAAGGAAUCGGUUCUGGCUUCGUUGACCAAGAGACUGGACAAGAACACGACGAGCCCAUGUAUAUUCACGUUACAGGUCCAGAUGAGACAAUGGUAGCCCGUGCCAAAGCACUCACUGAAGAUCUCCUUGAAGUAGUCCAAGCGGAGCACGCCAAAGUCAAAGUCAUGUUGGUCCAACAACAAGCGGAGCUGCACCACGCACAACUCCAGUACGCUGCUUACAGUGCUUAUGGCGGUUAUGCUCCUCCACAACCAGGUAACGCUCCUCCACCUCCCCCACCAGGAGAGCAACCUCCACCGCCGCCACCAGACGGCAGCGCACCCCCUGGUGCUCCCAGCCAAGCAGCAGCCCCUGCCGUAACCGAUGUAGACGCAUACGCGGCCUACUGGGCCGCGUACGGCUACGAUGUCAACUCUCCGGAGUUCAAACAAUGGCAGGAGCAACAAGCGCAACAAUACGCUCAAUAUUACGCCCAGCAAGGAUAUACCGGCGUACCAGGUAGUGAUCCUUCCCAGGCUGCUGCCGUAGCGGGAGGUGCUGCCCCUCCACCUAGCGAACCUGCUCCUCCCCCACCACCUCCCGCUUAAGUUGCGCUUUUGUAUAUCUAGUCUACCGUUAUGUUUUUGUGCUAGCAGGUUGUUGUUGUGUGUUUUUUCUAUAUCUAGUGGGAAUUGCGAUCUUUCUUGUCGUAUUCAAUAUGCUAGCUCGUUUGUGCGAGU
Somion occarium is the source of this 1399-nucleotide messenger RNA. Lineage: Eukaryota; Fungi; Basidiomycota; Agaricomycetes; Polyporales; Cerrenaceae. The record is from the annotation of a GenBank genome assembly.